Messenger RNA from Papilio polytes (common Mormon), 2373 nucleotides. RefSeq lists its product as uncharacterized. Bases 402 to 2147 code for a protein of 581 amino acids. The transcript has 11 exons. Lineage: Eukaryota; Metazoa; Arthropoda; Insecta; Lepidoptera; Papilionidae. The record is from RefSeq and is a predicted model, not a curated record.
GAAUUGCCCAAACCUAACACAAAUACGUAUAAAAUGGUGCAUUUAUUUCUUUUCAUUAUCAACGUUUCGCAGAUAUUCUUUAUGAAUACAAUUUCAUCAUCCAGUUCCUAGAUAUAUGGUUAUAAUUACAUUCUUGAUAAAACAUAGCCGACGCUAAUAAACAUUAAUGUUAAUUGGUGACAAUUGUAUACAUUAAUAACUGUCCAAUAAAUUGUGUUGUACCAAGAAAAGUUCAUGUGAUAAUGUAACUAAAGAAUAAUUUCUAUUCCCUCUAGAUUGAUGAAAGGCGGUAUAAGCAACUAAAACGCUCAUGUAUGCGUACAUGGUUCUAGAAGAACUAAGAAACGUGACCUAGAACCGCACGAAAUGACGGUUCUGGUGUCUGCUUACUCCUCAGGGUUAUGGAGAUCGCGGUCAGUUGUAUCCAGAUGGCGUACGGCAUAGUGUCAUUAAAAGAUAUAUCGCAAUUGAGACGAGUGUUUGGUAAACCCUGUUUUUCUGGACGUGACACAGAUAUCCACAUAAUGCACGUGCCAAAGGAAUGUCGAAAUAAGACUUACUGCACGGUAAUGCCCAAAUACUAUCCCCAAGAGCGAUUCAACAACAUGUUUAAAAACAAAACGGUAUUCCCGCAACCAUCUUUACGUGCAGUUGACGUAAAAUUAGACAACAGAUACGGGGAAAUCGAAUAUAAUGCCUGCGAAACUGAAAUAGAGGUAUGGGUGUGUCUGUUCUGCAUGGCGACAUCGCUCGCUGCGCCCGCACCGCGCGCUCCUCUCGAGCUCGACAUCAUCGAUAUGGCAGCCAUUAGCAGAAUGACACCACAGCAGCUGGAAGUAUUAGCAGAGGGGCUCGCAGCUGAAGAAAUUAUGAGGACAAAGCGAUCGUCUGCUCAAGCAUUAAGUGCGGUCGCGUCGAAAGCAGCAUCUGGUAUACAGAGCAAGCUAGGCCUACUAGGCCAGGCGUCCGCCGGAGCCGCGUCAUUUAUAUCCUCUGCCUCCAGUAAAUCAGAACACGGAGAGGGACAUGGCUAUUCCUAUGAACCGCACGAUGAAAAAGUUGACUACUGGGGUUUGAAGAAGUCAAUCUUGUACACUCUAUUCCAAGCAGUGAAAGCUAUAACAGGAGGAGUGACGAUACUAAAGGGUCAGCUGAUCAAAGGAGGAGGUGCAUUAGCCGCUAGUCUAGGCAGGGUGAUAUCAUCUAAAGGUGAUGUGGUCAGCAAUCUAGGAAAGAAGAUCGUUAGCUCUGCGGCUUUAAGUCACAAGAAACCAGCAGCGGUAGUAUACGGUGCUCCACCAACGGCCCACGUGGAGUACGGUCCACCGCCUAGCGCAUACGCCGCGCCCACCGCGCCCGCCCAUUACCCGCACACCUCUUCCGCCCUCGCAGCACCUACAGGGUUCGCAGCGCAUAAAUAUCCUUCGCACAUCGACGGACGAGGGAAGCUUGCCGGAGUGCACGCGGGCGUCGUGAUACUAGCGCCACUCGGCGACGCAGCGCACGGGGAAACGCAUCAACAUUCAGUCGGUCACACACCCUUAGAACCUCCUCCAUCCAUACUUAAUACAGUCUACACAGCUGUUAAAGACGUAUUCACAUCCGCUUCCCCGUCAUUACAAUCUUCAGAACCUCAGCAUCUAGCAAUACCUCCUCCACCUUUACCAGACUUUAAACCAAUGACUUGGGGCGCUGUAGACUCGUACGGUGAACCCGCAUCCACCGAUGCUUACUUAGAUUACGACCCAAGAAAUCCGCAACCACCUUUCGCUCAUGCCACUUCUAAACAUUCUAUAGUCCCGUCUUUAUACAAGAAGGAAGGUUUAACACCAGCUAAAAUCCAAAAGAUCAAUCGUAAUUUAAGUAAAUUAGCUGCAUAUAUGAACAAUAAUGUCCAAAGAUCGUUAGACGACGCUCCUCAGUUUAAUAAAGAUAGAUUUGAGGAGAUACUAAUGAAGACAGGGAAAGCUUUCCUACCGACUCCUACCUCUGACAAUGACGUCGGUGUCCUACCCGCCGAACUCCUCCCUGACUUAGAUCUGACUACGACUACCACGACUACAGCAAGAACAACGACUGACAGCGACGCUAACAGAAGAACAGACGUCAAAUUCUUCCUUCGUGGUAACAAGAUCGUUCAAGUUUGAACACGACUGACUAUUUUAGAGAUACCAUAUUACGGCGCGUCGCUCGGUGCAGAGCAAUUGCAGCAUUAUCACCUGUAGAUAGAGUUUAAAAUGUGAAUUUCGCAUAUCGAAAUGUUUUUUAAAUUCAGUCGAAAUGUUGCCCUAUCUUUGGGAAAAUUGUAAUUAUAGUUUUAAGAUACUUGAUGAAUGAUUUUGUACAUUUUUAAGAAUUUAUAUUGAAAGUAAU